Messenger RNA from Mobula hypostoma (lesser devil ray), 2903 nucleotides. It is a transcript of the gene tdp1, whose product is annotated as tyrosyl-DNA phosphodiesterase 1. NCBI's taxonomy places the organism in Eukaryota, Metazoa, Chordata, Chondrichthyes, Myliobatiformes, Myliobatidae. The coding region runs from base 730 to 2697 and encodes 655 amino acids. Gene Ontology annotation, biological process: DNA repair. Gene Ontology annotation, molecular function: single-stranded DNA binding; 3'-tyrosyl-DNA phosphodiesterase activity; double-stranded DNA binding. Gene Ontology annotation, cellular component: nucleus. The record is from RefSeq and is a predicted model, not a curated record. The transcript is spliced from 17 exons.
GCCGUUUUCGAGCGAGUUCUGUUGUCAGUGGCUUUUGAAGGCGGAAGGCGAGCUGAAGGUUAACGGGAAAGAUGCGGCCGGCGGUAGGACCCAGGGAGCGCUUCCGACCGCGUUCUGAGGCCGGCUUUUUCGGAGAGCGGGGGUUUAAUUGCAGCUGCGACGCAGCGUGUCCGCUCUAAUCAACGCACUUCACCCUCCGACCGGCUGCAUCGUUCCUCCCCAUUCCCCCUCCCCUUGCAUGGUAGCGAACACGGCGGCGUCCAGAGUUUGGGGCCGGUAGAAGCUGCCGAGUUUUGUCCGGACGGUAUCGGGGUAGACAGCCCGGGAGCCACUCUGAACUACGCUGUGCCCCAGUCUGCAUUGUUUCCUGUAGGAGUUCGGGACCAAGCGCAGAGUAAUCUACCCAGCCUGGUCUUCUUCUGCUGGGCCCCGUAAGACUUUGCAAAUCUUUGUUGGAAAGCAACCGCCGUCCCCACGUGACCCGCUUGGUGAAGUACGCUACUGUACAUAAUUACACAUUACCGUGCGGCAGGCAUGGCCGCGAUGGGAUGAAUGGACUGCUCAGACAGAAGUAAAUAGCUUGCAUAUCCUUUGGAGUGAGGAGGGGUGUUCCUUUAGCACCGCGGUGGUUGCUGAUUUCCUUUCUGUAACGUGCUGACCAGACCUGUGCACGGUGUGCUGAUUACUGCUGGUGAUCUCCCGAGGGACGUGGACACACUGGUAAGUGCCAUGUCGAGCAGAACAGAGAGCCAGCACGGGAAGUGGACGGUGUCGAGCAGCGAUGAGGAGGACCAGAAGCCUGUCCAAGGAGCUGCUGGCGCAGGGCUGCAUCCAGUCAGGAGGGACGAGGUGUCCGACUCUGACGAGACAGUGAUUGACGAAGGGGAGUUCGAGGCAUCGCACUGUGGCCGGGCGCAGGGGGUCGCUAGGACAGAGGAGCAAGAUCUUUGCUCCCUCCAGCUGCCCCCCAGGUCAGUCAAAACCGAAUCAUACGACCCCACCCCCACGGCCAAACGGGCGAGACCCUCUUCCGAACUGGGCUGGGGGCUGUCCAGCAGCGACGAGGAGCCCGAGAGCAAAGUACACGGGCGGCAGGUCAAGGAGGAGAGAGUGGAAGAGAAGGCCUCUUGUCUGAAACCGAAGAAAGCCUGCCUGGGAGAUCUGGAUCACUAUGGCUUCGCAGAGGAGGAGCAGAAACCAGAAGUGCAGGCGGCUGGCGGGAUGCUGGAUAAGUGGGAUUUGCUGGGCACAGAGCAGACCUUCAGCUUUUAUCUGACCAAAGUGUCGGGAAUCUCGUCCAAGGACAACAUCUGUGCUCUUCAUAUAAAAGAUAUUCUAUCGCCACUCUUUGGGACAAUAGUAGCUUCUGCUCAGUUCAAUUAUUGCAUCGAUAUUCCUUGGCUUAUGAAGCAGUAUCCUGAAGAAUUCAGGACCAAGCCCUUGCUGAUUGUCCACGGCGAGCAGAGACUGGCAAAGGCACAGCUGCAUGAGGAAGCUCAUCCCUAUCCCAACGUCCGCCUCUGUCAGGCGAAGUUGGAAAUUGCCUAUGGGACCCACCACACGAAAAUGAUGUUGCUUUUGUACGAAGAAGGUUUUCGAGUUGUGAUCCACACUUCCAACUUGAUCCAUGACGAUUGGCACCAGAAGACACAGGGGAUAUGGGUGAGUCCUCUGUAUCCGCGGUUACCAGAAAGGAGUCCUGAAACAGCCGGUGAAUCUGCCACUGGCUUCAAACGGGAUUUGAUUGACUACCUGGCAUCGUACCGGUCAUCUGGGCUGGCUGAGUGGAUUGAUCACGUUAAGCAGCAUGACUUAUCGUUAACCAGGGUUUACCUCAUUGGUUCCACUCCUGGUCGUCACCAAGGUUACGAGAAGCAAAAGUGGGGUCACCUGAAACUCCGAAAGGUGCUGAGUGGCUGUGCAUCCUCCGUGGCAAGUCGGGAAUCGUGGCCUCUGAUUGGCCAGUUUUCUAGCAUCGGCUCCCUGGGUGGUGAUGAAACAAAGUGGCUGUGCUCAGAGUUUAAGGAGAGUCUCGCAACACUAGGCCCAGAUCAGAAAUUCCUGAGCAGUAUGAAGCCAUCUCCUCUUCAUUUGGUUUACCCAACUGUCGAGAACGUCCGAACAAGUUUGGAAGGAUAUCCGGAUGCUGCCUGGCCUGCUGAGUUCCUCCAGCCUCCUGUGUGUGUUGCUUGGAUUUCCAGCAUCUGCAGAUUUUCUUGUGUUUAUGAGGGUGGGGGUUCUCUGCCAUAUGCCAUCGACACCGCUCAGAAGCAACCCUGGCUGACCUCAUUCCUUUGCCGGUGGUCUGCGGAGGUCACAGGUCGAAGUCGCGCCUUGCCCCACAUCAAGACGUACAUGAGGGUUUCGCCUGAUUUUGAGGAGCUCGCGUGGUUUCUUGUCACAAGCGCCAACCUCUCCAAGGCUGCCUGGGGAAUGCUGGAGAAAAACGGCAUUCAGCUGAUGAUCCGCUCUUACGAACUAGGAGUCCUGUACCUGCCUGAGGCCUUCGGGAUAGGAACAGGUCGAUUCUUGGUACAAAGAGGUCGACAGCCGGACUGCAAGCCACCGGAGAUGUUGUUUCCUGUCCCUUACGACCUUCCACCACAGCACUAUGGUAACAGAGAUCGCCCGUGGAUCUGGAACAUUCCUUAUCUCCAUGCUCCCGACACCAAUGGGAAUGUCUGGGCCCCAUCGUGACUUGCAGAGUUUCCGGGAGGCACUUCCGCGCGCCCUGAUCUGGAUCAUUUUCCCAGACAGAAGAGCACGAGCAGAAUCCAGAAACUGCAGAGCAGUUUACAUGCUGACCUGAUGAAUUCCCCCACAUCACUUCCUGUUUGUAUUGUCGUUUAUAUCUCUGUGAUUUUUUUUUGCAGAAUAAAGUUUUUUUGGAAUGUGGUUAUGCC